Messenger RNA from Colletotrichum scovillei, 813 nucleotides. Its product is annotated as YEATS family protein. NCBI's taxonomy places the organism in Eukaryota, Fungi, Ascomycota, Sordariomycetes, Glomerellales, Glomerellaceae. The record is from RefSeq and is a predicted model, not a curated record. Bases 1 to 813 code for a protein of 270 amino acids. The transcript is spliced from 2 exons. Gene Ontology annotation, biological process: regulation of DNA-templated transcription.
AUGGCGCCGCCCAGCAGCCUCGGCAAACGCGUAAAGGGUACACAGAUUAAACGACCCUUCAUUUACGGCACGACCGCCCGACCCUUCGACCCCGAAUCCAACCCCAAGCCGGAAGGCGUACCGGCAGACCACACCCAUUCAUGGGAGGUCUUUGUCAAGGCCAUCGACGAUAUCGACAUCACGUACUGGAUUCGGAGAGUGCAGUUCAAGCUACACGAGUCCAUUCCUAACCACGUUCGCAUGAUCGACGGCGAACCGGGCAAACCGUUCCUUAUCCAAGAAACCGGAUGGGGAGAGUUUGAAAUCACCAUCAAGAUAUACUACGCGACCGAGUCGGGAGAGAAACCUCAGACGCUGUACCACAACCUGCGUCUUCACCCAUACGGACGGACCGACGCCGAGAAGGAGCAGAUGCUGCGACAGAACGACGGCGAGAUCCGCGCUUGGGCCUACGACGAACAGCUUUUCAACGAGCCGUACGAAGCCUUUUACGAAGUGCUCACCUCCGGUGCUCAUCCCAAGGGCCACCCAGUUGGCAAAGGAGGCAAAGGCAAGAACAAACCGAUCCCGGCCUUGCCAGAGAAGACAUCAAACGUCCAGGUGGCGUGGGAGCGCAGCGCACUGCUGCCCGCCGUCAACAAGCCUGGCCAGCCGUUCAGUCUCGAGACUGAGCAGAUUGAGGUCAAGAAGCUCAAGGAGGCCGAGACCACGGCCAAGGGAAUGGCCAAGCAGCAGCUGGAGAUUCUCAAGGAGAAGGAAGCCCAGCUGGCUGCGCUAAAAGCGGAGAACGCUGCUGCUGCUACGGCCGGUUAG